AUGGAAAAUCGCUCCAAAUGUGAGAUAGCAAAAUCCAACUCAGAUCAUGAUAAAAAGAAAGAGACUCACUGCAUAAAGCAUUUACCUUCUCCUACUAACUCCUUUCCCUUUAUGAGUAAGCAAAUCCAUAGAAAAAUCCUACAUUUUGGGUAAGCCCUCCCUUUGUGAGUCAGCAAAAAUGUUUUAAAUAUGUAAAUUUGAAGAAAUUAUUAUUAUGAAAUUUCACUAAAAAAUAAUCCACUCAAGAAGAUAAUUAGCAAAAAAAUUUUGAUCACUCAUAAAGAGAGGAAAGAGUAAGCAAAAGAAUAUUAAAAAGGCUAAAGAAGAUUUGCCUAAUAAAAAACCUAAAGUUGGGGUUCCUAAUUUAAAAUUCGACAACCAUAAAAGCUCCACAAAUCGAUCUUGCAUUACAAUUUCGACUUCACAAAGCUGCAAAGCUUUAAGUGAUCGUAAUUCCGCAUCAAGCCAAAAGCCAGUUAAGUCAAAAAGUGUAAAAAAGAAAAAUUUGAUUACUCCUAGAAGCACAAAAUCAAAAAGGUCAGGAUCUUCAAUUUCUAAAACCACAAAUGAAAGUUCAGCAAUUACUCACCCAAUUUCUUCUGAGCGGAUACAGUCGAGUUAUGAAAGCAAAAUCCCAAUCCACUCAGAUUUGUCAAAAUCUUUUGUCCAUCUAAGCCAAUCCGACUUACAAAAUAUAAUCCUUAAUAAAACUUUUGAAUUUCAAGAAAUCCUUGAAAAUGAAUUAAAAGGAAAGCCAAAAACGCCUUACCAAAUCUCAAAAGAGCAAAGAUUAAAGGCAAAAAACCAAGCCUCAGCUCGAAAAAGAGACGAAAUUAAACAAAAGCUUGAAGAAGAGGAGCUAGAGCGGGCUAAAAAAUCAGCCGAGCUUUUCCACAAAUCAUGCGAAUUCAGGCUUAAAAGAGCAAUAGAAAACAGCCUUAAAAAGUACCAAACAGCUUUACAAGUAGAAGAUGCGAAAAUGAUAAAAGAGCAGCAAAAAACUCUUGAAAAGCAAAAACAAGUCGCCAUAGAAAGCAUCCAGAAUUUUUAUAAUGACAGAAUCCAGCUCCUCAAAGAAAGAAUCGAUGAGCAGAAAUUCUAUCAGAAAAUUGUAGAGUACGACCAAAAGAAACGACUUUCUGAGGCAGAAAAACUUCAUAAGGCACAGCGGAAAAAGCAAUUAAAAGAGCAAGCAAGCCUCUUACACUGCGAUGACUCUGAUUUUCUUUCAUUAGAAGCUAAAGAAUUUGAAGAAAGAAUAAUUGAGAGGUACAAAAAGGAAUCUUUCAUAUCAUAA
This is a messenger RNA of Blepharisma stoltei, 1297 nucleotides long. The record is from the annotation of a GenBank genome assembly. Lineage: Eukaryota; Ciliophora; Heterotrichea; Heterotrichida; Blepharismidae.